Messenger RNA from Aspergillus japonicus CBS 114.51, 786 nucleotides. RefSeq names its product putative C2H2 finger domain protein. NCBI's taxonomy places the organism in Eukaryota, Fungi, Ascomycota, Eurotiomycetes, Eurotiales, Aspergillaceae. The record is from RefSeq and is a predicted model, not a curated record. Gene Ontology annotation, biological process: regulation of transcription by RNA polymerase II. Gene Ontology annotation, molecular function: DNA-binding transcription factor activity, RNA polymerase II-specific; RNA polymerase II cis-regulatory region sequence-specific DNA binding. Bases 1 to 786 code for a protein of 261 amino acids. Gene Ontology annotation, cellular component: transcription regulator complex; PcG protein complex. The transcript has 4 exons.
AUGGCCCCCGGCAAUGGACGCGACUUUAAUUGCUCUUGGCCUGGCUGCAAUAAGUCCUUCAACCGCAAAUCCGAUCUCUGCAGGCACUACCGCAUCCACACCAACGAGCGACCUUACCACUGCAAUCAUGAGGACUGCAAGAAGAGUUUCAUCCAGCGGAGUGCCCUGACAGUACAUGUGCGGACGCAUACUGGCGAGAAGCCCCAUUCGUGCGACCACGAAGGAUGCGGCAAAGCUUUCUCGGAUUCAUCGAGUCUGGCCCGUCAUCGAAGGAUCCACACCGGAAAGCGCCCCUAUAUCUGCCAAGAGCCUACCUGUGAACGAAGCUUCUGCCGCAAGACUACAUUGACUAAACACCAUGAGAAAACACAUGGAGCGGCCGCGAGCCGCACGUCGUCAGAGGAUCCUGCUUCUGACCAGGAGUAUCAGCCGCCGGCUGCCAUCUCUGCGCCGCAUCAACCACAGUACAUUCUUCCACAGGCACACUUCGGCUACACCACCACGCUACCGCCGCACCACAAUUACUACCCGCACCAGUAUGUGCAGAUCACGUCCGUGCCCUUCCAUGAGCAGUCCCCGGUGGUUGCGCCCAGCGUGCCGGUCACGUUGUCGGCUGACAUUCCUCAUGUACAGCAGCCAUACAUGCACUACGUCCAGCACCACCCACACGCGCAACAGCAGCAGCAGCAGCAACAGCAGCAACAGCAGCGUUACGAUUACCCACGACAUGGAUACAUCCUGAGCCAGCCUGAAGGCACUGACUGGGGGUUCCUCAGCGUUGGCUGA